This is a messenger RNA of Beta vulgaris subsp. vulgaris (sugar beet), 1278 nucleotides long. RefSeq names its product zinc finger BED domain-containing protein RICESLEEPER 2-like. Gene Ontology annotation, molecular function: DNA binding; protein dimerization activity. The coding region runs from base 1 to 1278 and encodes 425 amino acids. Lineage: Eukaryota; Viridiplantae; Streptophyta; Magnoliopsida; Caryophyllales; Amaranthaceae. The transcript is spliced from 2 exons. The record is from RefSeq and is a predicted model, not a curated record.
AUGGACAUCGAUACAAAAGAUUAUUUAUAUGUGUCUUACCGCUCAUUUAUCGAUAAUGAUUGGAAACUAAACAAGAGAAUAUUGAUUUUUUUCAUAUCAAGUCAUAAAGGUGAAGCUAUUGGAAAGGACAUUGAGAAAUGCUUGCUUGCUUGGGGUAUUGAGAAUGUUAUGACUGUUACGGCAGAUAAUGCAAGUUCAAAUGAUACCGCUAUUGUUUAUCCGAAAAAAAGACUCAACAAUUGGAGGACAAGUGUUGUGAAAGGAGAGUUUUUGCAUGUAAGAUGUAUUGCUCAUAUCAUGAACCUAGUUGUCACUGAUGGUGUGAAACUAGUUAGCGAUUCACUUCAUAGAGUUCAAAAUGCUGUAAGAUUUGUUAGGUCAUCCUCCAAUAGAGUUGAGAAGUUCAAAAGAUGUGCUGUUGUAGAGAAAAUUUCAACUCAAAGCAUGUUGUAUUUUGAUGUUCCAACUCGAUGGAACUCAACUUACUUGAUGUUGAACACAGCGAUAAAAUUUAUAAAUUCCUUUGAAAGAUUUGAUGGUGAAGACAAUCAUUAUCAUGAUGAUCUUUGGGAUGUCAACGGUUAUGGGAAUGGGUUAGGGAAGCCUGUAUUUGAGGACUGGGAUCAUGUGAAGAACUUGAUAAUAUUAUUGGAGGCUUUCUAUAGUUUGACUUUGCGUGUCUCAGGUUCAUUGUAUGUUACUUCUGACACUUAUUUUCAUGAGUGUGAUAAGUAUUGGGGUGAUCCUACAAAAUUUGAUGUGAUGCUAUUUUUGUCUGCUGUACUUGAUCCACGAUAUAAAUGGGAAUGGGAGUGUGUGGAGUAUGGGAUCUAUCAAAUGUAUGAAACUGACGUAGCUUUAGUUGUUUGCACUCGAGUGAAAAAGGCUUUUAGGGACAUCUUUUAUGAGUAUAGCCAUAGGGACUCACUAGGAGCCAAUCGACCAACUUGUACUCAAACCGGGGUUCCCUAUUUUAUUGGGGUAGGUGUUGAAACAAGUAAAGAGAACAAGGCAAUUAUAAGGGCUCGAUAUAAGAAACUUAAAGCCACCAAAGAGGACGGGGAUUCCAAAUCAGAGAUAGAAAAGUAUUUAGAUGAGGAAACUGUAGAAGAUGUCGAUGAUUUUGAUAUAUUGGAACGUUGUAAAACCAAUACAUUACGAUUUCCUACUCUUUCACUCAUAGCUCAUGAUGUUUUGGCUAUUCCUGUUUCGACCGUCGCAUCUGAGAGUGCUUUUAGCACCGAAGGUCGAGCUCUUGACCAUUUGGGAGUUCAUUAA